This is a messenger RNA of Caenorhabditis elegans, 990 nucleotides long. Lineage: Eukaryota; Metazoa; Nematoda; Chromadorea; Rhabditida; Rhabditidae. The record is from the annotation of a RefSeq genome assembly.
AUGUUUGACGACUGGAUUUGUUUAUAUUUGUCAUCAACUUUUUGUGCCUUAGCUUUUCUAGUGAAUCCGAUAUUUAUACAUUUGAUUGUCUCAGAAAAGUCGGCAGUUUUUGGUAAUUAUCGAUACUUGCUUUUGUGUUUUGCAGUUUUCAACAUGAUUUACUCAAUGAUGAAUGUUUUGGUUCCGCUGGAAAUCCACAACUACCGCUACUCAUCUGUGGUGUUUGUCAGAUACGGUUGGUUCCAAACAAGCAGCUCUGAGUUUAAUUACCAUAUGCUCACUGCUCGCUGCUCAUUUAUAGGAUCUAGCUAUGCAGUCUUAUUAAGUCAUUUCAUAUAUCGAUAUCUUGUAAUUCUCGAUUCAAGUCUAACAAGACAUCACUUCCACAUGACUGGAUCGUUUUUAUUGUGUUUGGUUUAUUAUUCUUUGUGGUACGCCACGUGUUAUUUCCCAGGCAAGGCAAAUUCGGAGCUUCUCCAAUAUAUUCGUGUGGAUUUUCAAGAAAAUUUCGGAAUAGAUUCAACGAAUUUGAACAUGAUGGGAUCGAUGUUCAGCGUUGGAUCUGACAAAACGACUCUACGGGCAUGGGAACUCAUAACAAGUUUGUCAACAAUAUCCAUUGUAUCUAUCACAUCAUUUUUUGUGAUGGCUCGAUUGAUAAUGCAAAAGCUCAAGACAAUGUCAGUGAGAACAAGCCAAAAAACUUCACGACUUCAAUUUGAGCUCCUCAGAGCUCUAAUUGUACAAACAGUCAUUCCAAUCUUCAUCAGUUUUUCGCCGUGUCUACUGUGUUGGUAUAGCCCAAUUUUUGGUAUACAACUGAACAAAUCGUUCAAUUAUUUCGAAUCCAUCGCUUUGGGAGUGUUUUCCUUCGUGGACCCUAUCGCUAUCAUUUUUUGUCUUCCUAUAUUCCGCCGCAGAAUUCUCAACGCAAUAAACUGUUUUUCGAAAACCUGCAAUGAGAAUUCAACGAUUUUUAUAACUUUGUGA